Molecule: messenger RNA, 2425 nt
Organism: Anthonomus grandis grandis
Lineage: Eukaryota; Metazoa; Arthropoda; Insecta; Coleoptera; Curculionidae
Product: RYamide receptor
Exons: 7
Coding region: 263-1576 (437 amino acids)
Biological process (GO): neuropeptide signaling pathway
Cellular component (GO): membrane
Molecular function (GO): neuropeptide Y receptor activity
Source: RefSeq, a predicted model, not a curated record
UUUUCGCGAUAAAGCAACAUCGAAAAUUGACAGAUCGUACAGAUCGCUACUUGCGGGAAAUUCGGAUUAAAGGUUUUCCCACCUGUGGAACUCAACAAGAAAGAAAAUUUACUGGUUGCAUUUUUGAAGUAGCAGUAGUGGUCAUCAAAAGUGACGCUAGGUAGGAAUGAUUUAUGAUGGAUAUAUUGAGGAUUUUUUCAUCUGUGGUUUAAGUUAAAUAUGACGCCUUACCCAUAAAGCCACCAAACGCACCCACACAAUCAUGAACAUCACUCAGCCAAUCAUCAGAGCCUUCAGCCAAAUACCGACCGCACAAACCAACUUUUCAUCCAUAGAUCCAGACUCACCAAGCGAAUCAUGCGAGAUUCUUCCGAGCGACUACACCACCAGACAAGUGACUUUCUCCAGUGUAGUUUACACCACAUACGCUAUAAUUUUCGUGGUUUCACUAGUGGGCAAUUUAUGCGUGUGCUACAUAGUGAUGCAAUCGCCCAGAAUGCGAACCGUCACCAACUAUUUCAUCUUGAACUUGGCCAUUGGUGAUAUUUUGAUCUCGUUGUUGUGCGUGCCGUUUACUUCGGUCACUAUUAUGUUACAGUAUUGGCCCUUUGGGGCAUUUAUGUGCCCUUUGGUGAAUUAUGUUAGUACUUUGAGUGUGUUUGUUAGCGCCUAUACUUUGGUGGCAAUAAGUAUAGACAAAUGGCUGUUAAUCAUUUACCCCCUAAAACCGAGAAUCUCGAAACGGUUUGCCACGGGCAUCAUUGCGGCGGUGUGGGUGUUUGCCGGGAUUACAGUGUUACCAACUGGCAUUUUCGCUCGGAUGAUACAACCCCCGGUAAAGGAUGAAUUCGAUGCGUAUCAGAGAUGCGACAAGUAUUUGUGUCAAGAGGAUUUCACGGAAGUGGGAGAGGUUUAUGGUGUCACUUAUACGACGGUACUGAUGAUAUUUCAGUACAUCAUUCCUUUGAUCGUGUUGAUUUUCACUUACACGAGUAUCGCGGCUAUUAUAUGGUGCCGCAGGAUACCUGGGGAAGCUGAAAAUAAUCGGGAUAGAAGGAUGGCCAGGUCAAAAAGAAAGAUGAUCAAAAUGAUGAUAACCGUGGUACUGGUCUUCACCAUGAGUUGGUUGCCCUACAACUUAUUUAUGUUAUUCCAUACAAGCAUCGACGUCACCUUCCAGCCGUACCUCUACGUCUUCGUCCACGUCUUGGCCAUGUCCCACGCCUGCUACAACCCCAUCAUCUACUUCUACAUGAACACACGCUUCAGGGAAGGACUCUGCCUCAUACUGAAAACUCUACCGUGCUGUAGAAGCUGCUACAUGAGAAAGAGCCACGGCUCCAUGGGCUCUGGAUUCCAACAUAAUGCUGGUAUAGAAGGAACCGAUAGUAGCCUACUACAACGAAACAACACCUUCACCACCUACAUCACCCUUAACCGAAAAAACAACCGACUAUCGACCUACCAAAACACCACCCGACCCCCAUCUUUGAUGCGUCACAAUCAACACUCCAACGGUAUCAAUAAUAGUAGACGCAAGAAGUUGGGAAAGGACUUUGCAGAUGAGCCUAUGUAAGGCUAAUAAUAUUUAUAGAUGUAGUAAAUUACGUGUAAAAUUUUAUGGAUUUAGUAUACGAAUAUGGAGUUUUAAGACUUUACAUAUCUCCUUAUAUGUUCUUGUAAUAAUGAUGUAAUCGAAUAGUUUUAAGGCGCUUUAUGUUAAGGUUAGGUCACGUAGAAGACAUACGGGGAAAUAUACUAUUACUAAUCUAGUUACAAGGAAAAGUAAUCGUUAGUAUAGGGUUAGUAAGUAAUCAAUUACAGGAUGAAUUUUCGAUUUAUUUACUGACUUUUUUACUAUAUGGGGGUGAUUCUUUGAUAUAUUGAAUAUGUUUUCUUUAUCUCUCUCUUUCGCAUGGAGGCCUUAUGGAAAAUACCCGAAAUAUUUGUUGAAUAUACGUCAUUAAGAAGGCAAAAGCAAGGACUAAUUUAACGCGAUAAAAAAAAUUUAAUAUGCUUGCUAAAAGACGAAACAUCGUAUCACAAGAUCCCAAUGGUCACCCUUGUUUUUGGGACACCCUGUAUAUCACUGAAAAUAAUGAGAUUUUGUUUACCAUUUCCAUUUCAAAGUCAUUUAUUUUAUUUAAAAAACGUCUAUUAAUAUUUAUACGCAUUUACAUUCUAAAUGAUAUAAUAGGCAAAAAUAAAUAUUAAUUAUAUUAAACUAUUUGAUGUAUAUAUACAUAAGUGUGCAAAUAUGAACUCUUUAUUUAAAUAUAAUUGUUUAUAAGAGAAGAGCGUUUAUAUAAAUUUUAUUCUUUAUAUUAAAUUUUUCUUAUUAUUGUAAAACUUAUAUUUUACAUAAUUAUUAACUUUGGCCUAUUUUAAUUAAAUUAUUUAUGGUUAAUAUCAAUUUGGAUUAUAU